AUGGCUCCGUAUAAGGUAUUGUACGGGAGACCUUGUAGAUCCCCAAUUUAUUGGGAAGAGCCGGAGGAUAGCCUAUUACUUAGGCCAAAGCUUGUGAGUCAGACUGCAGAGAAGGUAUCGCUUAUGAAGGUCGUUCAACGAUUCAGCAGACUGGGAAAACUUAACUCGAGAUAUGUUGGACCAUUCAGGAUUAUCGAGCGUGUUAGAGCAGUUUCAUAUAGACUAGAUCUUCGAGCAUCGAUGUUAAGUGUCUACAAUGUAUUUCAUGUGUUGAUGCUCAAGAAGCGCCUACACGAUGAGGAGCAGCAAAGGGUGAUUGAUACACCUGAGGUCGAGAUUCAGACAGAUUUGUCCACCAUUGAGUUGCCAAUUUGCAUCCUUGCUAGAGAGGACAAGAGACUAAGGAAUAAGGUCAUUCCCUUAAUGAAAGUUCAGUAG
Messenger RNA from Asparagus officinalis (garden asparagus), 438 nucleotides. RefSeq lists its product as uncharacterized. The coding region runs from base 1 to 438 and encodes 145 amino acids. Lineage: Eukaryota; Viridiplantae; Streptophyta; Magnoliopsida; Asparagales; Asparagaceae. The transcript is spliced from 2 exons. The record is from RefSeq and is a predicted model, not a curated record.